AUGGCUAUGGCACUAAGGCGCUUCCGUCAUCUGCCUUCCCUGCUUUGUCGUUCGUCGUUCGCAAUGAUACGGGGGCUGCCGCAGGCUCCUGGAAGCCUCCCCGCCCCGCUCUCGCAGGGUGCCCAGCAGAUGAUGCUGACCAGACAGCUAGCUACCAAAAAAGCUAAAGGUAAAGGGCAGACUCAAGCCAGAGUGAAUAUCAGUGCUGCCCUAGUUGAGGAUAUUAUCAACUUGGAGGAAACCAAUGAAGACAUGCAGGCCGUGGUAGAAGCUCUGAAAGAAGAUUUCAGCAGAAAUCUCAGUGUUAGAACCUCACCAGGGGCCCUUGAUCACAUAAUCGUGGUGACAAAAGACGGGAAGUUUCCACUGAACCAGCUGGGGCAGAUCUCACAGAAGUCACCACAGCUCAUUAUAGUGAACAUGACCAAUUUUCCAGAGAGCACAGCUGCAGCUACGAAGGCUAUAAGGGAGAGUGGCAUGAACCUGAACCCAGAAGUGGAUGGGACAAUAAUUCGGGUGCCAAUUCCUAAGUGA
Messenger RNA from Fulmarus glacialis (Northern fulmar), 534 nucleotides. It is a transcript of the gene MRRF, whose product is annotated as mitochondrial ribosome recycling factor. Lineage: Eukaryota; Metazoa; Chordata; Aves; Procellariiformes; Procellariidae. Gene Ontology annotation, cellular component: mitochondrion. The record is from RefSeq and is a predicted model, not a curated record. Gene Ontology annotation, molecular function: ribosomal large subunit binding. Gene Ontology annotation, biological process: translation.